Mangifera indica (mango) is the source of this 1960-nucleotide messenger RNA. Its product is annotated as pentatricopeptide repeat-containing protein At5g48910-like. NCBI's taxonomy places the organism in Eukaryota, Viridiplantae, Streptophyta, Magnoliopsida, Sapindales, Anacardiaceae. The transcript has a single exon. Gene Ontology annotation, molecular function: RNA binding; protein binding; zinc ion binding. The coding region runs from base 132 to 1808 and encodes 558 amino acids. The record is from RefSeq and is a predicted model, not a curated record. Gene Ontology annotation, biological process: RNA modification.
UAUAGGGGGUUAAAAGAGUUUAUUUCUGCGAAACAGUCGUCGUUUUAUUCACAAAAUCUAAUACGACCGUCUCUUUGUUGAAGCAGCGGCUUCACGGCCAUGGACACGGUGGUGGCGUCCUUCCAUGAACAAUGAACAAUGUGUACAAACUCCAGGCCCAUCUUCUCAAAACGGGUCUCCACAACGACCCAUCUUCUAUCCACCGUCUCCUGCUAUUAUGCGUUGCCUGCGCACCCCACAGCUUAUCCUACGCACGCUCCCUCUUCGCCCACAUUCCAUCGCCUGACACUUUGGCUUUCAACACUAUCAUCAGAGCUCAUUCCCACUCCUCUCCUCUCCACGCCUUCUCUCUCUUUGCUCUCAUGCGACGUCGUUUUGUACCCCCCGAUCACUACACUUUCCCCCUCGUUCUUAAAGCCGGUUCUUGUCUCCAAGUGGGAUUUGAACUCCAUUCUUUGAUAAUGAAGCUGGGUUUUCACUCUGACAUUUAUGUGAUGAAUGGGUUAAUUAAUUUUUAUGGGAGUUUGGGAUAUGUUGAAUUUGCACGCCAAAUUUUCGAUGAAAUGACUGUUAAUGAUUUGGUUUCGUGGUCUUCGAUGAUUUCUUGUUUAAACAACAAUGGGUUUUGUUACGAGGCAUUGGGUUUGUUUAAACAAAUGCAGAUAGCUGGGAAUUUUAAGGCUGAUGAGGUAACAAUGGUUAGUGUAAUAUCUGCGGUUUCGAGUUUAGGGGCUUUGGAGUUGGGGAGAUGGAUUGAGAGUUUUGUUAGACGGAAUGGUUUGAAGCUUACUGUUCAAUUGGGUACUGCUUUGAUAGAUAUGUAUUCGAGAUGUGGGUCUGUUGAUGAUUUUAUCCGAGUGUUUGAAGAAAUGCCUGACAGAAAUGUUUUGACAUGGACGGCAUUGAUUAAUGGCCUUGCAGUGCAUGGACGCGGCAGGGAAGCGUUGAGGAUGUUUGAUGAGAUGAAGGAAUCAGGUUUGCAGCCUGAUGAUAUUAUUAUUCGUGCUGUUUUGGUGGCUUGUAGUCACGGUGGUUUAGUUGCUGAUGGAAGGCAAGUUUUUGAUAGCAUUAAGAAUGAAUAUAAUGUGGAACCGACACUUGAGCAUUAUGGUUGUAUGGUUGAUCUUCUUGGUCGUUCAGGCUUGCUGAAUGAAGCCUUUGAGUUUGUGGAAAAGAUGCCUAUCAGGCCUAAUAUAGUUGUCUGGAGGACUUUGCUUGGAGCUAGCGUGAAUCAUAAGAAUGUUGACUUGGCAGAGAAAGUAAGAGAAAAGAUAUAUGAGCUAGAUGCCAGUCAUGAUGGUGAUUAUGUGCUUUUAUCAAAUGCAUAUGGUGGAGUUGGUAAAUGGGUUGAGAAAGCAGAGGUGAGAACUUCGAUGAGGGAGAAGAGAAUAAGCAAGAAACCUGGCUGUAGUUUUCUUAAUGUUGAUGGAGUUAUUCAUGAGUUUGUGUCAGGAGAUAAUUCUCUUCCUGAAUCUGAUGAAAUUAAAGAUUUUUUAGUGUCCAUUAUUGGUAGUCUCAGGGUUGAAGGUUAUCUUCCUUGUACAACCAGCGUGCUACAUGAUAUAGAAGAGGAGGAGAAGGAGCAUAGUCUUGGUUAUCACAGUGAAAAGUUGGCAAUUGCCUUCGCACUUGUUAAUUUUAAAGGUAGAAAGACCAUAAGGAUUAUGAAGAAUCUUCGAAUUUGUCAUGAUUGUCAUUGUUUCAUGAAGCAUAUUUCCCGUAAGUUUAACAGAGAAAUUAUCAUACGAGAUCGAAAUCGCUUCCAUCAUUUUACUAAUGGAUCUUGUUCUUGCCAAGAUUUUUGGUGACAAAUCCCUCCACUUUAGCCCUCUAUUCUGAUAUUGUUAUUCAAAAAAUCACAUAGACAUGGUUGUUCCUUGUUUAGAUCUUAGCAUUACAGAAUAUUACAUGAUACAUUUUCAUUUCUCUCUGAAAUAAUCAAUACAAAACAUUUUGUUUA